This is a messenger RNA of Vicugna pacos (alpaca), 4263 nucleotides long. It is a transcript of the gene DTL, whose product is annotated as denticleless E3 ubiquitin protein ligase homolog. The record is from RefSeq and is a predicted model, not a curated record. Gene Ontology annotation, biological process: proteasome-mediated ubiquitin-dependent protein catabolic process; mitotic G2 DNA damage checkpoint signaling. Gene Ontology annotation, cellular component: nucleus. Gene Ontology annotation, molecular function: protein binding; protein-macromolecule adaptor activity. Lineage: Eukaryota; Metazoa; Chordata; Mammalia; Artiodactyla; Camelidae.
CUCAGACGCGCCCGGACGCCUCGUUGGGAGCCAAUCAGAGGGCGUGACGUCAGUUUGGCGGGGAGUUUGGUGGCCGGGGCUUACAGUGGCGGGAGUUGGAGGCAAUAGCUUGUCGAGUUCUGAGGGGCGCAAAGCUAGGAUUUCUGCUGAAUCUGGAGGUAUUUCCACGGCUUUUCCCUCAGUUAAGCCUCUUCCUCUGGCCCCGAUGCUCUUCAAUUCGGUGCUCCGCCAGCCCCAGUUUGGCGUCCCGAGAAACGGAUGGUCUUCACAUUACCCUCUACAGUCCCUUCUAACUGGUUAUCAGUGCAACUAUAAUGAUGAGCACACUUCCUAUGGAGAAACAGGAGUCCCAGUUCCUCCUUUUGGAUGCACCUUCUCCUCCGCUCCCAAUAUGGAACAUAUACUAGCAGUUGCCAAUGAAGAAGGCUUUGUUAGGUUAUAUAACACAGAAUCACAAACCGGUAGAAAGAAGUGCGUCAAAGAGUGGAUGGCUCACUGGAAUGCUGUCUUUGACCUAGCCUGGGUCCCUGGUGAAUUUAAGCUUGUUACAGCAGCAGGUGAUCAAACAGCCAAAUUUUGGGAUGUAAAAGCUGGUGAGCUGAUUGGAACGUGCAAAGGUCACCAGUGCAGUCUCAAGUCAGUUGCCUUUUCUAAGUUUGAGAAAGCUGUCUUCUGUACAGGUGGAAGAGAUGGCAACAUUAUGGUCUGGGACACCAGGUGCAACAAAAAAGAUGGAUUUUAUAGGCAAGUGAAUCAAAUCAGUGGAGCUCACAAUACCUUAGACAAACAAACCCCUUCAAAACCUAAGAAGAAACAAAAUUCAAAAGGGCUUGCUCCUUCUGUGGAUUUCCAGCAGAGUGUUACUGUGGUCCUCUUUCAAGAUGAGAAUACAUUAGUCUCAGCAGGAGCUGUGGAUGGGGUAAUCAAAAUAUGGGAUUUACGUAAGAAUUAUACUGCUUAUCGACAAGAACCCAUAGCAUCCAAGUCUUUCCUGUACCCAGGUAGCAGCACUCGAAAACUAGGAUACUCAAGUCUGAUUUUGGAUUCUACUGGCUCUACUUUAUUUGCUAACUGCACAGAUGACAACAUCUACAUGUUCAAUAUGACUGGAUUAAAGACUUCUCCAGUGGCUGUCUUCAAUGGACAUCAGAACUCUACCUUUUAUGUUAAAUCCAGUAUUAGUCCAGAUGACCAAUUUUUAGUCAGUGGCUCAAGUGAUGAAGCUGCCUACAUCUGGAAGGUCUCCACACCCUGGCAUCCUCCUACUGUGCUCCUGGGUCAUUCUCAAGAGGUCACAUCUGUGUGCUGGUGUCCAUCAGACUUCACAAAGAUUGCUACCUGCUCUGAUGACAAUACACUGAAAGUCUGGCGCUUAAAUAGAGGAUUAGAGGAGAAAUCAGGAGGAGAUAAACUCUCCAUAGUGGGCUGGGCCUCUCAGAAGAAAAGAGAAGCAAGAGCCGACCUAGUAACAGUGACAAGUAGCCAGAGUACUCCUGCCAAAGCCCCCAGAGUAAAGAGCAGUCCGUCCGUUUCCUCCCCGUCAUCAGCAGCUUGUGCUCCAAGCUGUGCUGGAGACCUCCCUCUUCCUUCAAAUACUCCUACAUUCUCUCUUAAAACCCCUCCUGCCAAGACCCGGUCUCCCAUCAGCAGAAGAGGCUCCGUGUCCUCUGUCUCUCCCAAGCCACCCUCAUCCUUCAAGAUGUCCAUUAGAAACUGGAUGACCCAAGCACCUUCCUUGUCACCACCCAUCACUCCACCUGCUUCUGAGAACAAGAUCACAUCUCCAAGAAAAGCUCUCAUACCUGUGAGCCUGAAAUCAUCCCAAGCAGUGGCUUGUUCUGAGUCUAGAAAUAGAGUAAAGAGGAGGCUAGACUCGAGUUGUCUGGAGAAUGUGAAACAGAAGUGUGUGAAGAGUUGCAGCUGUGUGACUGAGCUUGAUGACCCUGUUGAAAAGCUCCAUUUAGAUCUGUGCUGCCUUGCCGGUAACCAGGAAGACCUUGGUAAGGACUCUCUAGGUCCUACCAAACCAGGCAAGAUUGAAGGAGCUAGUAUGAAUGUCUCAGAGCCUCCUUCUCCUGCCAGUCCUUAUGCUUCAGAAGGCUGUGGAACGCUACCUCUUCCUUUGGGGUCUUGUGGAGAAGGCUCUGAAGUGGUAGGCAAAGAGAAUAGCUCCCCAGAGAAUAAAAACUGGUUAUUGGCCAUGGCAGCCAAACGAAAGGCUGAGAAUUCAUCUCCACGAAGUCCACCAUCCCAAACUCCCAACUCCAGGAGACAGAGCGGAAAGACCUCUCCAGGCCCGGUCACCAUUACUCCCAGCUCCAUGCGGAAAAUCUGUACAUACUUCCAUAGAAAGCCGCAGGAUGACUACUGUAGUCCAGAACAGUCAACAGAAUUGUAGAUUCUAACCUAAGUGAGUUAACUGAACUUUGGCCCACUGAAACAAGAUUAAAAAGUACAACAGAGUGAUUCUGUAACUCUGGUCUUUAAAAAAGCUGCCAUUUUUUCAUUUUUAGAGAAAAUCCUUUCAACUCCAAAACGUACCUAGUCUGGUUCUACUACCACGGUGUGCCACGAGCAGCUUCCUUGGGAUGAGUGCUGUGUUUAAAUUUCAUAAAGUAAGUGUGUCACUCUGUAACAUUUUGAGUAGUCUUUACUUUUUAACUUAUGCAUCUUCUGUACAAUAAUGACAUCCCAGCUCAGAGGCAAAAAACAAGACUUGUCUCUUGUUACUCUGAGACUUUCUGUGCACCGUGAAAAGUAUCUGCUGGCCACAACAGGAGGCCUGUCUGUGAAGGCCAACUGCUGAAGAAGACCCUGGGUCUGUGCCGCCUCCAACAAAUACAGUUUCAUUUAAAAUAUAUAUAACCUUUUCACUACAUUUUUGUGGGGGUUUUUAAGUAUGUGGUAAAAUGGAAUGUUUAGAUAAGUCCAUUACUAUUGAAUGAGUGUUAAAAUGCAAUCUCUUAAGUUAAAAUCAUCUUUAUUUUAAAAGCAGUGAUAAAUACCAUGUCUUUGGAGAAAAUAGGAGAACAACACUAGAAACCUUUGUCUUUUUUCCCCGCAAAUAUAUCUCCCAUGUGAGAUCUAAGGUCCCCAUAUUUUUACCAAGCAAUCCACUACUGUUUCUAAUCCAACACUGUGUUCUAGAAGAGAUCAUGAUUUUUGCCAUUUAUUAGAGUAAGAUGGUUAUAAAAUCAGUAGUCAUACACUAAAGCUGGGGAUUGAAGCCAGUCCUCAGUUCUCUAAGGGCUGCAACUUUUAAAAAAAAUUAAGUUAUCAGAUUUUAAGAAAAAGUAAUGAUUUCUUAUUGACAUUUUUAUAAAAGUAGGUCUGAACUGAAAGCCCAGAUUAAAAAAUAAACCUUGUCUUUAACUUGAUUUGGGGGAUUCUCUUCAUUUCCAUAAAAAACAAUAAUCCAGUAGAGUCGAGUCAAAAAGCCAUGCGAUUUUCUCCAGAUAUUUGAGAGAGUAUAUAGACUGACUCUAAGUUAAUAAUGUGCAAAGUGUCUUGAAUAUCCCUUAUUGAUCAACAUAAAAUGAACCGUUGUUUUAUAUUUUAGCCCUUUGGAACCUCAUAGAAACAAGGUCCAUGUGUUAGGUAUGUACUGUGUCCUUGGAAGGGAGUCUCCUAGUCAUGAAACGCGAUUCAUUUUAUCCAGAUCCCUAAGGACUGAGUAGACUUUAUUCGUGUUUUUAGUGUAAUUUUAAAGUCUAUUCUUAAUGAUAACCCUUUAAUUCCUUUGAUUCUUAUAAAUUAAGCUGUAACAACCAGAACUGCGUAGGUCAGUUAAGCAUGGGUCCUCCUGGUUUUAUCCAAGGAGAAAACUAGAUAAAGGGGAGCCAUAGAAUUGCUGUUUUCAACACAAAAUCUGCCACAGCAUUAACGGAAUAUUUAGGAAUUCUACUUAUAUUUGAUGUUUGAUUUUUGAGUGUAUGACUAUGGGAAGGUGUUAUUUAUGAUCAAUACCUGCCAGUAAUGCUCUCUCUGAUUUGAAAGCCAGUGGGGAAAAGAUCAUGAAAAAGAGAACUAAACAUGAUUUUCUUCCCGGCACAUCUCCUGACAGUUCUACUGAGUGAAAUUGGGGGUAAAGGUGGCUGUCAGAAACUGUGCUGAGAGUCUACAGGGUGUAACAUUCCCACUUGGAAAACUAGUACUUCAAAUGGGUGCCAAAGGUCAAAUGUAAUGAGAUAAUAAUUAUCCCUGCUCGUGUGAGUGUCAGACUUUGAGCUGCUCCUGAAUAAUAAAGCCCUUUAGCCUUAUCUG